Molecule: messenger RNA, 1893 nt
Organism: Dioszegia hungarica
Lineage: Eukaryota; Fungi; Basidiomycota; Tremellomycetes; Tremellales; Bulleribasidiaceae
Product: DHHC palmitoyltransferase-domain-containing protein
Exons: 7
Coding region: 1-1893 (630 amino acids)
Biological process (GO): protein targeting to membrane; peptidyl-L-cysteine S-palmitoylation
Cellular component (GO): endoplasmic reticulum; Golgi apparatus
Molecular function (GO): protein-cysteine S-palmitoyltransferase activity
Source: RefSeq, a predicted model, not a curated record
AUGACAGCGGUAUUCCAAGAAAUCCCCUUGCGGGAUAUCCCGUCCCCCGUAUCGGGUCGCGCUACCGAUGUUGCGACGCAGAGGAGCUCGAGCGUCCGAGUGAGCAGUCCUGAGCCGCUCGAGCCUGGUUCGGGGCAUGGGAGGGAUAGCUUGAUUGAGACCAGGGAAUAUUAUGGCCUCAGCCCAAUGGCCGGUCCCUCAACCUCUCAAUCCCACCGCUCGAGAUCCAUGUCGGGCCGCCAAUCGCAUAACCGCUCCACCUCCAAUGCUACCUCCAGACUCUCCUCUACCUCCCGUCCGACUUCGCCGGAUGCGAAGCGGCCCAUAUCGUCCAUGUCUGCUCGGUCGGCCGUACCAUUGCCUCUGUAUCGAGGGUUUCUUAGUCCAAAGAAGCCGAAGGCUGCCAUUCGGCUGGAGCAGCGACAGAGGGAGGCGAGCGCAAGUAGGGAACAGCACCCGCAGGGGGAGGAGGAAGAAGCAGCCGAGGGUGGAGAUGCCGGACUUGUGGGCAUGGAGUCGGGGAGAAUAUCGGAGGAAGCAAGGGGAAGUCUGCCUUCUCAGCCUGAAGGAGAGCCGGAGGAUCUGCCUCAUACGGCCUCUACGAGCGACGGGAGGCCCAACGGGCACGCAAGCAGUGGCUUCCCCGAGCCAAUAUAUGGCCGGCCCCCAAAUAUUCGGCACAGCCUCGCCGAACAGUCCUCCCAGCACGCCACCCACGCCGAAUACAGCUCGGACGAUCUCGUACCUACUCGGCAUAACCAGUACCCCUCCUCCGGGACCUACGUGGACGAGGAGAAGGGCCAUGGUCAUGCUCAUCCUCGGCACGCCAAACUGUCCCCUCCUCGGCGUCCGUCGUAUCACGAACGCGGAUCCAGUCGGCGGUCUUCGAGGAAUCUGGAGCGGCCGCAGCGGCGGUACCAGCUCUUUGAGAAUCCUCUGUCGACGUUCCUGUUCAAAGGUCAUGCGAUGACGGGCGGGGAUAAUCUGUAUUCGGUGGGAUUGGUCCUUGUGCUGUUGUUUGGGAUCACGGGGGUCUGGUUUGGGACGACAGGGGUGUGGUAUUGGCGCUAUGCGGGGGAGUAUGGAAUGGCCAAAGGAGGGGGGGUAGCAAUUGAUAUCAUCUUUGUGUAUCUCUUCGGUCUGACAUUAUCCUCCUUCCUCGCCGCAUCCCUCAGAGAACCAGGUAUCAUACCCCGGGACUUAGACCCCAGUCCGCCGAUGUCUCAAGGCGAGACCGACAGCUGGCGUCAGCCGCUCGACCGGGAAUUUGCAGUCAAACAGGGUCGAGUCGUCGUGCGGUAUUGCGAGACUUGUCGGAGUUAUCGACCUCCUCGGGCUAGUCACUGCCGCUUGUGCGGCAACUGCGUGGAUGGAAUCGACCACCACUGCUCGUACCUCCAGACCUGCGUUGGGAAACGGACAUACCUGGCCUUUCUCACUCUCCUCGUUUCAGCGUUCAUCUCGGCAAUCUAUCAGGUCGUGUUCUCCGCCAUCCACUUCUCGCUGCUAUGUCACGGCGAUUCCAUCGGAUUCGGGACAGCUCUACAGCGGAGCCCGGGCGCAGCAGUCAGCUUUCUCAUUGGUGUGGCGGUUCUACCGGGCAUUGGCUUCCUCCUGAUAUAUCAUCUCCGCCUCCUCCUGUACAAUCUCACCACCGUCGAGCAAAUCCGCGCAUCAGCCUCAUCCAAUCUCCUCAAAGCGACCAAAAGGCCCGAUAACCCCUUCGCGGCCGAUUCAAUCCUAAGCAACGUCCUCCUCUCUACGUUGGGCAGACCGCAGUUCCCAAGUUGGGUGCAAGGGUGGAAGGUCGUACAGCCUGAACGGAGGACGGUGAAUCCCGCGUUGACGGAGGAGAGGUGGGUCAAGAUGGGGUAUGAUAAGGGGAUGCGGUAA